CAUUUAUCAGUCGCACAAACAAUAUACAAAAAAUUUCUUCACCUCUUUUCUGUUUCUUUCUACCGCUUAUUAUUAUUAUUUUCUCUUCUCUUCUCUUCUUCAUUUGUUUUUGCUAAACCACUAAUCAUCCUUUCAAAAACUUCGAUCCAGAGGUCAUUCAACUCGCUUCAUUCUGCUGUUCCUUUAGAUCUGCCCCAAUUUCCCCCCUUCACAGGGAUGAAACGAUUACGAGAUGAUGGUUAUGCUAACUCUCAAUUCAAGCGGCCAUUUGCUUCUUCCCGAGGAGAAUCAUAUGGCCAACCACAAGCCCCGGGAGGAGGCGGUGAAGCAGCGGGAGGGGCAGGAGUCGGAGCAGGAGCUGGUGGCGGCGUCAGCGGCGGUAGCAAUGCACAGAAACUCACAACCAAUGACGCGUUGACUUAUUUGAAGGAGGUCAAAGACAUGUUUCAAGACCAGCGAGAGAAAUACGACAUGUUUCUUGAUGUGAUGAAAGAUUUUAAAGCUCAAAGAAUCGAUACUGCUGGUGUCAUAGCAAGGGUUAAAGAGUUGUUUAAAGGUCAUAAUAAUUUAAUUUUUGGGUUCAAUACUUUUUUGCCAAAGGGCUAUGAAAUAACCGUCAUUGAGGAUGACGAGGUCCCACCGAAGAGAAGCGUCGAGUUCGAGGAGGCGAUAAACUUUGUAAACAAAAUAAAGAAACGCUUUCAAAACGAUGAUCAAGUCUACAAAUCAUUUCUCGACAUCUUGAACAUGUACAGAAAGGAACACAAGGGUAUUAAUGAAGUUUACAGUGAGGUUGCUACACUUUUCGAUGAUCAUCCCGAUCUUCUCGAUGAAUUCACAAGAUUUCUGCCAGUUGCUUCAGCUGAUGCAUCUACACACCAUGCUUCAUUACGUCAUCCCUAUCAACGAUACGAUGAACGGAGUUCAGCCGCGGUCCCACUUAGACUGGGACAGCAUGAUAAGCAGCGAGUCCGGAGAGACAGGAUCAACGCCGAACGCGACGCGGGCGUUGAUUGUUCCGAUAUGGAUGAUAAAACGAUGAUGAAACUUCACAAGGAACAAAGGAAGCGUGCCGAAAAAGAGAGCAGGGAUAGGAGAAAUAACGAUCAGGAUUAUAAAGAUCCUGAUCUCGAUAGCAACAGGGAUCGUCUCGAAAAACGAAAAUCUGCGCGAAAAGUUGAAGAUUUUGGAGUGCAUUCAGGUUCGGCCCCGUAUGAUGAUAAAGACGCCCUCAAAAGUCUGUACAGCCAUGAGUUUGCUUUCUGUGAGAAUGUGAAGAAUAGAUUACGCAGUGCAGAAGAUUAUCAAGCAUUUUUGAAAUGCCUUCAUAUCUAUAGCACGGAAAUAAUCACAAGGAAGGAGUUACAGAGCUUGGUUGCUGAUCUACUCGGCAAACACACAGAUCUUAUGGAAGGGUUCAGUGCAUUUUUGGAACGUUGCGAAAACAUAGAUGGGUUCCUAGCUGGUGUCAUGGACAAAAAAGCUUUAUGGAAUGUUUCCAAGUCUACAAGAACCGAUGAGAAAGAACGAGAAAAUAGACGUGAAAUCGAAGCUAAUAAAGAGAAGGACCGGUACAAAGAGAAGUAUUGGGGGAAGUCAAUACAAGAACUCGACCUCUCUAAUUGUCAAAGAUGCACUCCAAGUUAUCGACUUCUUCCUGACGAUUACCCGAUUCCGGCAGUAAGUCAAAGAUCAGAGCUGGGUACGCAAGUACUGAACGAUCUUUGGGUAUCUGUGACUUCUGGUAGUGAAGAUUAUUCGUUCAAGCAUAUGCGUAAAAACCAGUAUGAAGAGAGUCUUUUUAGAUGUGAAGAUGACAGGUUUGAGCUAGACAUGCUGUUGGAGUCGGUGAGUUCAGCUAUUAAACACGCUGAGGAACUACUAAACAGCAUUAACGACGGUUCGAUUAAUUCAGAGGGUCCCAUUCGUAUCGAAGAUCACUUCACUGCUUUGAAUUUACGUUGCAUUGAACGUCUAUACGGCGAUCAUGGUCUUGAAGUGAUGGAUACACUGCGUAAAAACCCGUCUGUUUCAUUGCCCGUUAUAUUAAUCCGCUUGAAGCAGAAACAAGGCGAAUGGACGAAAUGUAGAUCGGAUUUCAACAAGGUUUGGGCGGAUGUGUAUGCAAAGAAUCAUUACAAAUCACUUGAUCACAGGAGUUUCUAUUUCAAGCAACAAGAUUCAAAGAGUUUGAGCAUGAAAUGCUUAGUCACGGAGAUCAAAGGAAUAAAAGAAAAGAGCCAGAAAGACGAUGACGUGCUCCUUAGUAUCGCUGCUGGAAACCGACACUCUAUUAUGCCGAAUCUCGAGUUUGAGUUUACUGACAAGGAUAUUCAUGAAGACUUAUUUAAACUUAUUAAAUUUUCAUGUGAGGAGAUUUGCACAACCGAUGAACAACUGAACAAAGUCAUCGAACUUUGGACUACAUUCUUGGAGCCAGUUCUCGGUGUUCCGUCUCGGCCCCAUAAUUCCGAUAACAUCGAAGAUGCCGAGAUAUCUACACAUGGUCCCACCAAAAACGAAGGUGAAAUUGACGGUAGUCCCGGCAGCGAUAGCGGUACCUUGACUGUUAAGCAAGGAAAAUCACCCUGCAAUGGACUAGUUUCAAGCAAGGGCAUUUUGGUGAACGGCGGUACUUUGCCUAAAGAAGACGGAUCUAAGAAUACCAGUGCUGUGGAUAAAACUCCGAUAAACGGUCUUGUAAAUGGUAAAGUUUUUUCUAAACCUAAUAAUGUUCAUGAGGACGGCCAUGAAGUCAAGUCAAACAAUGAUGGAAGUUAUGCUAAGUUUGAGAAAGAAGAGGGAGAGUUAUCACCAAACGGUGAUUUUGAUGACGGUGAUUUCGUUGGCUACGGAAAUGAUAACGGGACGCAUGCUAAAGGAAAGCAUAGUGUAGAGAUUGACCCGGAUGCUGAUGAUGAGGACAGUGAGAAUGUUCCGGAAGGUGGAGAUGAUGUGUCGGGAAGUGAGUCUGCUGCGGAUGAUGUGUCGAGGGAAGAGCAUGAAGAAGAAGACAGAGACCAUGACGAUAUCGACGGUAAAGCCGAAAGUGAAGGUGAGGCUGAGGGUGCAGAAGAUGCCACAUCAUUGGUAUCUUCAGAUCAUAUGUUGCUUACUGCAAAACCACUUGCGAAACGUGUGGCUUCUCCGUUACAUGAUGGCGGGAAAAAAGAUUGUAAUGUUUUCUAUGGAAAAGAAUCUUUCUAUGUGCUUUUUAGGCUUCAUCAAGUAUUAUAUGAAAGACUAUUAUUUGCUCGAGUUAAUUCGACAUCUGCUGAAACAAAAUGGAGAGCUGCUAAGGACACUUCUCCACCUGAUUUGUAUUCUAGAUUUAUGAGUGCUUUAUAUAAUCUGCUUGAUGGAUCUGCUGAUAACGCAAAAUUUGAAGAUGAUUGUCGAGCCAUUCUUGGAAAUCAAUCUUAUGUGUUAUUUACCUUAGAUAAGCUAAUUUAUAAGCUCGUGAAACAGCUUCAAAAUGUUGCUGGUGAUGAGGUGGACAACAAACUACUUCAACUAUACGAGUACGAAAGAUCUCGAACGCCUGAGAAGUUUAUUGAUUCUGUAUACUAUGAGAAUGUACAUAAUAUCCUCCAUGAGGAAAACAUAUUCAGAUUUCAGUUUUCAUCUGGCCCAUCUUGUUUAACUAUCCAGCUGAUGGAUGAUAGGAAUGAAAAGGCUGAAACCGUUGCGGUUUCCGUGGAUGCUAAUUUUGCAGCUUAUUUACACAAUGAUUUUCUUUCUGUUGUGCCUCUUGGAAUAAAGGAAUAUGGCAUUAUGAUGCAGAGAAAUAAACGCCAAUACUCGGUCAUGGAUGAAUCUUCUGCCAUGUCAGCUGCAAUGGAAGGUGUUUACGGGGUCAAUGGUUUGGAGUAUAAGAUGUCUUGCAACUCGUCAAAGAUAUCCUACGUCCUCGAUACAGAGGAUUUCUUUAAGAGAAGAAAAGUAAAAAAGUUGCCCGGAUGCAGAAAAUCAUCAUUAAGGCAAGCAAAAGUACAACGGUUUCGCAAGUUCCUAGAACGCUUUGUCCCAAAGAAUCUCGGCGGCAUAAGUUAGCUGUGAAGUUGAUACAAUACAGACAAUGAAGCAUCAGUUGUGUAAAUAGGCUUCAUGUUACAGUUGAGGUUUCUGCUCAUCUAAUUGCUUCUAUUUUUGUUGUGCUGCAUCACAAACUAGUCUUUUGUGAUCUUUGUUUUGUUAUUUUUAUUUUCUGUGGCUCGCCGAUGAAUUUUGAAUGUCAGUAUUAUUUCAAAGUUGGAGGUAGGGUUUUUAUUUUCUGUGAACUAGGAAGCUCUUGAUACGGGGCUUUGUCAGAUAAACCUUACUUCCAACUGAAACAGUUAUGGUAAUCUGGCAUUUAUUGGCAAUAACUCUUUCUUUUAAUUCUACAAUUAUGCUAUUGAGAAAAGAAAUAAUCAGGGAUUU
This is a messenger RNA of Helianthus annuus (common sunflower), 4422 nucleotides long. Its product is annotated as paired amphipathic helix protein Sin3-like 2. Gene Ontology annotation, biological process: negative regulation of transcription by RNA polymerase II. Gene Ontology annotation, cellular component: chromatin; histone deacetylase complex. The transcript is spliced from 22 exons. The record is from RefSeq and is a predicted model, not a curated record. NCBI's taxonomy places the organism in Eukaryota, Viridiplantae, Streptophyta, Magnoliopsida, Asterales, Asteraceae. The coding region runs from base 217 to 4053 and encodes 1278 amino acids. Gene Ontology annotation, molecular function: transcription corepressor activity.